Capronia coronata CBS 617.96 is the source of this 765-nucleotide messenger RNA. RefSeq names its product 60S ribosomal protein L2. Gene Ontology annotation, biological process: cytoplasmic translation. NCBI's taxonomy places the organism in Eukaryota, Fungi, Ascomycota, Eurotiomycetes, Chaetothyriales, Herpotrichiellaceae. Bases 1 to 765 code for a protein of 254 amino acids. The record is from RefSeq and is a predicted model, not a curated record. Gene Ontology annotation, molecular function: RNA binding; structural constituent of ribosome. Gene Ontology annotation, cellular component: ribosome; cytosolic large ribosomal subunit. The transcript has 3 exons.
AUGGGUCGCGUCAUCAGAAAUCAGAGAAAGGGCAGAGGCUCCAUCUUCACUGCCCAUACCCGACUCAACAAGGCGCCGGCCAAGUUCAGAACGCUCGAUUAUGGCGAGAGACACGGCUACCUUCGCGGCACCGUCACCGACAUCAUCCACGACCCCGGCCGUGGUGCGCCUCUAGCCCUCGUCAAAUUCCGAGACCCCUACGCCUACAAGCACCGAACCGAGACCAUGAUCGCGGUGGAAGGAAUGUACACUGGACAAUUCAUCUACGCUGGAAAGAACGCCAACUUGUCGGUCGGUAACAUUUUGCCUUUGGGUCAAGUUCCUGAGGGUACCGUGGUCGCCAACGUCGAAGAGAAGACUGGUGAUCGGGGUGCGUUGGGACGAACAUCCGGAAACUAUGUCACUGUCAUCGGACACAACCCAGACGAGGGCAAGACCCGAGUCAAGCUCCCCAGUGGUGCCAAGAAGGUGGUUCUCAGCACUGCCCGAGGCAUGAUUGGUAUCGUUGCAGGUGGUGGACGUACCGACAAGCCGAUGCUGAAGGCAUCUCGCGCGAAGCACAAGUUCGCUGUCAAGCGCAACUCUUGGCCCAAGACUCGUGGUGUUGCCAUGAACCCUGUCGACCAUCCUCACGGUGGUGGUAACCAUCAACAUAUUGGAAAGGCCUCUACCAUCUCAAGAUACGCGGCUCAAGGUCAAAAGGCUGGUCUCAUUGCCGCCCGAAGAACCGGUCUGCUCCGUGGUACCCAGAAGACCAAGGACUAG